AUGCCCUGUGAACGUACCAAUUGGAGAGUGGUCUACCUGAUGGGAGUGUUCUCAUUGAUUCAGAACACCCAAUAUUCUAUUUAUCUCACUUCAAUGUUUUCGUAUUUGAAAAAGCUGGAUUCCACAGCUACCGAAUCGCAAUUCGGAUGGAUUAUGGCCACUUCUAGUCUGGGGCACUGCAUUGGAUGCUUCGUUUUAGGAUGGUGGAACAGUAGAACCAAUCGUAGCGCCCCUCCGAUGCACUGUGGUUUCUUGUUGAUGCUCGCUUCUAACCUCGUCUACCUCCUCGUGGAUUCCGUUCCUCCAACUUGGGUUGCUCACAUCAUGAUGCUCUCUCGACUUCUCGGUGGAUUCGGAAUGGGAAAUUCGAGUCCAAUGAGAACUUGUGCAUCUCUCCAUUCAACCGCAUCAGAUCGAUCCAAGGCGAUGGCUUCGAUUUCUGGAGGAAGAUCAGUUGGAACAGUAGUCGGACCUGGCCUUCAAUUGAUGUUUUUACCACUCGGAGAAGUUGGAUUUGUGGUUCUCCCAGGAAUUCUUUCAAUCCAUUCCAACAAUGCCCCAGCGUUCCUUGGAAUCGUGUUGACUAUGGUUGGAUUUGUAUCCCUAAUUGUGCUGUUCGAGGAAGAAAUCGCUGAGGAAUCUGACAAGAAAGCGAUCACAGAUCUUGAAAGUCAAUACCCAACCAUCAAGGAUGAGUAUCCAAGCUCUGACAUCGUCGCCAUGCUCAUCUGCAUGCUCACUCGAUUCGUUCAAAAUUUCAUGCAAAUUUCUGUGGAAACCCUCGCUCCAGCAAUUCUGAUGAUGAUGUAUUUUCAAACAAGACAGGAAGCAGUUGCCAGCAUGGCAACCACCUAUUUGACGACCGGACUCAUUGCUACCGUACUCUAUCUUCUUAUCAUCUUCACUAAAUUGUCGACAGUUGUUCGCGACAAGAUCUUUAACUCCCUAGUUCUCAUUCUAUUCGUUUGUCAUCUCCUCGCCACUUAUUCCUGGCAAUUUUACUCUAGCUAUGUUUUGGAUGUCGAGUUCUCCAAUGAAACUUUAAUUGGAUGCGAUGAGGCUCAUUUCACUUGGUGCUCAAAUCUGACUAUUGCUCCAGAAUGGACAUUUUAUGUCGGCUACAUUCUCAGUUUUGGACUAUUCAUGCCAUUCAUCAACGUGGCAAAUGCGACACUCUACUCGAAACUUCUCAAUCCAGAUUGUCAAGGAACUCAGCAAAGUUUAUAUGACAUCUCCAACACCACAGCUAGAAUUUUCGCUCCAGUUUUCAUUACUUUGAUCUACUCUACCUAUGGACCGAGAAGAGCUUGGGAAUUCCUUUGUAUUCUGCUGCUGUUCACCACUUUCCUAUGGAUUAUUUUCGAUAAAAGAUUGGUUCCACUGAAGCCAAUUCAAAAACAAGUGUUUGAUAACGACGGAUUUGAGCAGGAGAAGUCUUCAAAAACCAAAUUAGUUUCUUGA
Caenorhabditis briggsae is the source of this 1461-nucleotide messenger RNA. Bases 1 to 1461 code for a protein of 486 amino acids. Gene Ontology annotation, molecular function: transmembrane transporter activity. Gene Ontology annotation, cellular component: lysosomal membrane. NCBI's taxonomy places the organism in Eukaryota, Metazoa, Nematoda, Chromadorea, Rhabditida, Rhabditidae. The transcript has 5 exons. The record is from RefSeq and is a predicted model, not a curated record. Gene Ontology annotation, biological process: transmembrane transport.